Dermatophagoides farinae (American house dust mite) is the source of this 1622-nucleotide messenger RNA. RefSeq names its product isovaleryl-CoA dehydrogenase, mitochondrial. Gene Ontology annotation, biological process: L-leucine catabolic process. The record is from RefSeq and is a predicted model, not a curated record. NCBI's taxonomy places the organism in Eukaryota, Metazoa, Arthropoda, Arachnida, Sarcoptiformes, Pyroglyphidae. Gene Ontology annotation, cellular component: mitochondrion. Gene Ontology annotation, molecular function: 3-methylbutanoyl-CoA dehydrogenase activity; flavin adenine dinucleotide binding.
AUGAUGAAUAAAUACUUAAUCGUAUGCUUCAAGCUAUUUGAUAUGACUUGAUUUUUUUUUGCUCAUACUUUUGAUCACUUGAUCAUGUUGUCAUGAAGCUCGAAUAAGAAGCAUCGAUGAAGAUACAUUCAAUUGGAAAUAAUGCUGAUACAUAAGAUAAUCGAAAUCACUACGACCAUAUACAUAAUCGAACGAUUUUUCAUGUCAUUUAGUUGACAAUAUCAUAAUGUUUCAAUCGAGUUUCAAACGAAUUCUAACCAAGUCAAUUCGUCGAUUUCAUCAACAAACAGAAAAUAUUGUCGAUGAUUUGGUCGCAAAUCGUACACCAAGUAUAACUUGGAAUUCUGACAUUUUACAUGGAUUGACACCAGAACAAAUGGAAUUUCGUCAAAUGGUUCGUGAUUUCGCUCAAAAAGAAUUGCCCGAAGAACUUGUGAAAAAGAUUGAUCGCGAUGGUAGCUAUAAUGAUUUUCGUGAAUUCUGGAAAAAAUUAGGAUCAAUGGGGUUGCUUGGCAUUACAGCUCCAGUGGAAUAUGGUGGUUUAGGCUUAGAUUAUUUCAAUCAUGUGUUAUCUAUGGAAGAAUUGAGUAGAUGUGCUGGUGGAUUGGCUCUUUCUUAUGGUGCACAUUCAAAUCUUUGUAUCAAUCAAAUAUCUUUACAUGGCAAUGAUGAACAGAAAGCUCGAUUUUUACCCCAUUUAAUCGAUGGAUCAUUCGUUGGAUCAUUGGCAAUGUCUGAAACGACCAGCGGUUCAGAUGUAACAUCAAUGCGAACUACAGCAAAAAAACCUAAAAAAGAUUCGGAUUAUUAUGUCUUGAAUGGUCAUAAAUUCUGGAUCACCAAUGGACCAGAGGCAGAUGUUGUAUUUGUUUAUGCCAAAACAAGUGAAAAAGGUAUCACAUCAUUUUUGGUCGAAAAAGGAAUGGAAGGAUUCUCUGUUGGACAAGUUAUUGAUAAACUUGGAAUGAAAGGUUCACCAACCAGCGAAUUAUUGUUCGAUAAUGUGAAAAUUCCAGAAAAAAAUAUCGUUGGCAAAAUAGAUGGUGGUGUCUAUAUUCUAAUGUCUGGAUUAGAUAGUGAACGAUUAGUACUAUCUGGUGGUCCUUUAGGUUUAAUGCAAGCUGCUUGUGAAUUAGCAUUCUCUUAUGUUCACGAACGGAAACAAUUCGCAAAACCAAUUGGAUCAUUUCAAAUUGUUCAAGGAAAGAUAGCUGAUAUGUAUUCCAAAUUAUCAAUGUGUCGUGCAUAUCUUUAUAAUGUUUCACGUGCAUUAGAUCAAUAUAAAAAAAAUCAACGUAAACAAAAUCCCAAUAAUAAACGUCCUGGUCCUAGUCCUUAUACUAAAGAUUGUGCAGCUGUUAUUUUGACACUUGCUGAAGCUUCAACUAAAAUUGCAUUGGAUACAAUUCAAUUGCUUGGUGGCAAUGGUUAUACUAAUGAUUAUCCGGCUGGCCGAAUAUUACGUGAUGCAAAAUUGUAUGAAAUUGGUGCUGGAACAAGCGAAAUACGAAGAUGGCUAAUUGGAAGAGAGUUAAACAAAGAAUAUUUAAAUAAAUAAUGAAUCAAAACUAAGCCAAAUCUUUUUUGAAACUUGGAUUUAUUAAAACAAAAUUUUUAUUUAA